GAAAAAAAUUAUAGGAGGGUGGAGGGAGGAGGUUGUGUAUGAUGGAGAAAAGCUGUCUUUCCUCUGGUGAUUCAAAUACUGUUACUAGUAGUAGUAACAGUAGUAGCACUAAUAACAGAGAUCAAUACCUCAAACACCUAAACAAAAUCUCUCAGAAGAUCUCCAAACCCUCUCAUCAGAACAACUCGAGAAAGUCAAACUUUGAUCAUCAUCCUCCUCAUCAUCAGCCAUCAGGACCACCGGAGCUAGAUCAAACGACGGCGCCGCCGCAGCAGCAUCAGCCGCCGGUAUACAAUAUCAACAAGAGUGACUUCCGCGACGUAGUUCAGAAGCUCACCGGCUCUCCUGCUCACGAGCGGUUCUCUACUCCGCCGCCGAUACAGCCGCCAAAACCACCGAGCUCUCGCCUCCAGCGGAUCCGCCCUCCUCCCCUCGCGCAGAUUAGUAACCGCCCUCCUCCCCCACUAAACUGCGCUGCCCCACCACCUCAACCACCGCCAAACCCUAACAAUCCCACCUCCACCGCCGCCAGUGGCUGCUUCACCACCGGUCAACGGCAAGUACAGCCUCUGUCACCGCUACCGCCGUUCCCUGCGGUGCACGCGGCGGCGGAAUCGCCGAUCUCCGCCUACAUGAGGUUUCUUCAGAGUUCAAUCUCCUCUGUCGAUUCCGAUCCCAAGAGAUUCUCCGGAUUCUCACCUUUAGCUCCGCUGGUUUCACCUAGAUGGAACAAUCUCGAACAAGCUCAACCGCGACAGCAUCACCCGCAACCGUUGCCGCCGCAGCUGCAGAACAUUCCUCCACCGAUCACAUCUGCUUCUAUGGCUUUCCCACAGAUUCCGAUGCCACCGCCGUCAUCUCCGCUGCCUUUUGGUUGCUUGCCGUCGCCACGGUCGCCGUACCCUUUGCUUUCCCCAAGCUUUCUAUUUUCACCGACGGGCCAAUUUGGGUUUCAGCAACUACCUCUGUCACCAACACUGCCGGUGCCGAGCCCUAGUUGGAAACGCCUCUGAGAUUCUUCGUCUUCAAUCAAUACUCCCCUGGUACAAAGUGGUUAUUGGUGCUGUAGUAAAUUUUCUCUCCCCAAUUGUUGUUGUGUAAUGAAAUAGUAGCAGCUAAUCAUGCUUUGGUGCCAAUGCUACUCAUUGCAAGUUUAUUCAGUUUUUUUAGCUACAUUAAAGGUCAUCACCCAAUUCAAUUCUCUUUAACUGAGUGUGUUGGGAGUAGUACUAUGUGUACUCUUAUGAUUUGCACACAUCUUGCAUUUUGAUUACUGGUUGUAGUUUUGGGUAUAGGUAUUUGUUAUAAAUAUCUUCUAUUGUGAUGAGAGAAAUCUGAACCCUCAGUUAAAAGGUUAAGAAAAAAAAUUUGUUGUG
Messenger RNA from Ilex paraguariensis (yerba mate), 1376 nucleotides. Lineage: Eukaryota; Viridiplantae; Streptophyta; Magnoliopsida; Aquifoliales; Aquifoliaceae. The record is from the annotation of a GenBank genome assembly.